AUGUUCCUCUACGCUCUCACCUUCCUCGUUAUCUUCAACGUCAUCAUCCAGGACACUGUUCAAGCUGUUCUGCCUUCCACUUCAGAUGAUGAUCCUUCCGCUCCGGCGUGUACUCCAAACACUAGGAACAUUGCCCCCGACCACGUAUGCCAAAUGAUGAAAGAUAAGCAUCAGUGUCAGAUGGUUGGUGCGAAGAUCACCUGCCAGAAGACAUGUGUCUGUGAUGCCCAGAAAAAUUAA
This is a messenger RNA of Cylicostephanus goldi, 240 nucleotides long. NCBI's taxonomy places the organism in Eukaryota, Metazoa, Nematoda, Chromadorea, Rhabditida, Strongylidae. The record is from the annotation of a GenBank genome assembly.